CACACUUCGACGCAAUCAUCGCAAUGCACGUGUUCACGUUGUAGAUUAUCGCGAAGUUUAGAAACAUGCAGGUCUCAAAUCCUAAUAACGUUAAGAUAUACAAUCUUAGCGCUGGAAAAUCUUUGCCAGAAUGGCUUUCUGACAGGCAAAAGCGCUCUUUACAGAAGCAGGACAUCGAUGUAAGGCGGAGGAUAGAACUCCUGCAAGAUUUUGACAUGCCAACAGCAAGUCAAUGUGUAGGGGUGUCUCCCGAUGGACAAUACAUAUGUGCCACUGGUACAUAUAAACCGAGACUAAAGUGUUUCGAUACCGCUCAGAUGUCACUCAAGUUUGAAAGAGGUCUUGAUUCCGAUGUUGUAAAUUUUCAAUUCCUCGGAGAAGACUAUGGGAAAAUAGUGUUUCUUCAGUGUGAUCGAUACAUAGAACUGCAUUCACAAUUUGGAAGAUAUUACAGACUUAGAAUACCAAAGUAUGGGAGGGAUAUGGCGUAUCAUUUUCCUAGUUGUGAUUUGUUUGUAGGUGGCAUUGGAUCUGAAGUGUACCGAAUUAAUCUAGAGCAAGGAAGGUUCCUUAGUCCUCUGACCACUAAGGCACCAGAUACUAAUUGUUGUGAAAUUAACCCGGCUCAUGGACUACUCGCCUGUGGAACCAGUGUAGGAACUGUUGAAUGUUUUGAUCCGCGUGUCCGCAAAGCUGUCGGAACACUAGAUAUUACCUUAUCAAAUCAAUUUGAAGAUGUUCAUGAACUGCCUAAAGUCACUGCAUUGAAAUUUCGAGAUGCCCUCAAUAUGGCCGUAGGAACAAGUACUGGUCAUAUAUUGCUUUAUGACAUUCGUUCCAACAAACCACUCCUCGCAAAAGACCACCAUUAUGAAUUGCCAAUCAAAUCGAUCGAAUUUCAGGAUUCACUGAAUCUCGUUCUCUCAAUGGACUCCAAAAUCUUGAAGCUCUGGGACCGUGAAACAGGAAAGCCCUACACCUCCAUUGAGCCAGGGACACCUCUGAAUGACCUCUGUGUUCUACCCAAGUCUGGACUUCUAUUCAUGGCCAAUGAUGACCAGAAAAUUCUGUCCUACUACAUUCCAGCUCUUGGAACUGCUCCCAAGUGGUGCUCAUUCUUGGAUAACCUGACAGAAGAGUUGGAAGAAAGCACUGCUCAGAUAGUGUAUGAUGACUACAAAUUUGUCACAAGAAAGGAGUUAGAGGAGCUAGGCCUUGCACACUUGAUAGGGUCCACAUUACUGAGAGCCUACAUGCAUGGGUUCUUCAUGGACAAUAGACUGUACAACAAGGCUAAAACUAUUGCUGAGCCAUUUGCGUAUGAAGAUUACAGAAAGAGCAAGAUUCGAGAGAAGAUUGAACAGGAGAGAGCCAAUCGUGUCCGGUUAAAGAAACUUCCCAAAGUCAACAGAGAUCUGGCGGAGAAACUGAUGGAUGUGAAGGAAAUUGGAACCAACAAGAAGAAGGUGAAAGAAACAACUACUCUGCUGGAGGAUGAUCGGUUCUCUGCAAUGUUCUCCAACCCUGAGUUCCAGAUCAAUGUGAAUAGUGAUGAAUAUAAGUUAGUCAACCCAGUGGUAUCAAAGUUGGACAAAGUGAGGAGAAAGAAGCAAGCCAAAAUGGAGCAGUUUGCUGAAGUGAGCGACGAGGAGGGCAAGAACAUGAGCGAGAGUGAUAGUUCAGAUGACGAACACACCUGGACUAAGGAACUCAAAGACCAGCACAAAAAGCUACGACGUGAGGCAGCGCAAGCAAAACAUGCGGAGUACAUGGAGAGGAAAAACGCACCCAAAUUCUACGAAAUCAAAGAUGGAGUAGAUCUGGACAGCAAAGAUGGAAGUCAGAAAAAGCUGGCCAAGAAAUCUCUUGGACAAAGAUUGCAAGAGACUCGGGAUGACAGUAUUGUGUCUAAAUCAGGAUCUCUUGGCAGUAGAGAGAUGACAUUUACCUUUAAGAAGAGUGAGAGGGAGGUGAGGCAACAGCAGCAGUCUAGAGAACACCAUAAAGAAAGGAAGAGCAUCCGACGGUCUGCAGGGGAUAUCACUAAGACUCUUAAACAAAAACCAAAGUUUUGGUUAGGGAAGAGAGUCAAAUGAUAUUUUUGAAUACAAACACUGCAGUGCAAUAAACAUUGUUUUUCUGAGUUAUAUACAAUGUACUGGACAAUAAAAAGUUAGUGCAUGUA
This is a messenger RNA of Magallana angulata, 2185 nucleotides long. RefSeq names its product nucleolar protein 10-like. Gene Ontology annotation, cellular component: small-subunit processome; nucleolus; nucleus. Lineage: Eukaryota; Metazoa; Mollusca; Bivalvia; Ostreida; Ostreidae. Gene Ontology annotation, molecular function: protein binding. Gene Ontology annotation, biological process: maturation of SSU-rRNA from tricistronic rRNA transcript (SSU-rRNA, 5.8S rRNA, LSU-rRNA). The transcript has 2 exons. The coding region runs from base 66 to 2096 and encodes 676 amino acids. The record is from RefSeq and is a predicted model, not a curated record.